AUGCUUCGGCGAACUUCUUGGAGAGCAGUUGGGUACACACCAGUUAAUCCAGAUACUUCCCCUAUGCUUGCCUACAGCCAGUACCACUGGCACUACAACCUGCCACAGGGAAUGGAGCGGCCGCAUGGGGUCAAUCGAACAAUGACGGCACCGUAUCAAAGUGCCCACUCACUUGUUAACAAAUAUCGAGGCGUAUGGAUUGAGCUUGACAUGCAUCCCGCUUUUCGCGUAGCGCUGGAGCCACAGUUACGCAAACUGCCCCAAGGACGUACCAUACCAAAAACAUCUGUAGAUGAAGUUAUUUCGGAUUAUAUUAAUACGGCACACCUUAUCCAGGACGAAAUGACGAGAGAUCUUUGGCUAGCAAAGGUGCUUCAACACUGUGCAUUUCAGAGAAGCAACGAGGGCAUGGCACUCUGGGAGAAGUACUGCCAUUCACGCUUUAUAGCUGAUGGGGCUACUGCGACGCCACCGCUCCCCCUAGUCAAGGCCAUUCUGUUCUACUGUAGCAAAAUAGAUUACCAAGGGUGGAGCUCUAUUUUUCAAAAAUGCUUAAAAAAUGACUGGAACUACACUCCUCUAUUUGACACGGCCCAGUGGAAUUUCUUGUUGAAGAGCGUCGGGCGUAUGGGCGACGAGAAAGGGGUCCGGCUCAUUCUAGAAGAGAUGUUGGAUGUGCAAGCUGACCUCGAUCGUGUGGAGGCACGAUCUAUCGUGAUUGCGCUUAACGCCGUAACUGACAACGACAUUUAUGAAUACAUAAAAAAGUACUUGUUCAACUUUGGUGAACGUAAGGUGAAGUUCUUGCGUAUCAUUUACUCUGAUCUACGAGGCCACGGGGCGGGGAAACUUCGGAUUCCUCUCAAAGAAAAUGACAAGAUGUUUUAUCAUGUUUGUUGGCACAGCAGCAUCCGCGCUCCGAGGCAAUUUUCUCCACGUCAGUUGUAUUUCGAUUACACACCUUCAACCCUCGGUGCAAGUGUACACAAUCCGAACGCAAAGAUUGAUGACAUUGUCAAGGACAAGAUCGAAAAAUGGAAAACAGAGGGACUUCUUCCCGAGGACUAUGUGCACGAAGAUCGUGUAUAUGAUCGUGGAACUGCUUUCAAAAACGUUGCUCGCCAGGAGAAGUGGAAGAAGAUGCCAAGGAUUGUGAAGAGCAAGAAAAUGGGUUACACGGGUGAUCCGUAA
Molecule: messenger RNA, 1191 nt
Organism: Trypanosoma cruzi
Lineage: Eukaryota; Euglenozoa; Kinetoplastea; Trypanosomatida; Trypanosomatidae
Exons: 1
Coding region: 1-1191 (396 amino acids)
Source: RefSeq, a predicted model, not a curated record